AGGAGAGAUGUCUCGGAAGACAUCCUGAGCGCAGAGGAGGACGUGCUCCUCGCUUCCAGUCAGGACUCUGCACGCUCUUCGACAACAAUACCGGUGAGCGCUAAGCCUAGCGAUCCCGACAAUACCCCAUCUUCCUCAAAGGCAGCGUUGAGUGCUCCAGGGAGCACUCCAAAGCAAGAAAGGAGGAAAACCAAGUCCUCGGGGGUGGCGCUCAGGUCGAGGUACAACAGGGCUGUCUUCAUUCUUGACAAGAUUGCCAAGAAUGCAGCGGCCGGUACUGUACACCCCAAGGAUGAAGAAGACAGUCGCAGGUGCAAUGAAGUGGUGGAGGAGUACAGGAGGUACCUUACUUCAAAACCAACCAAGAAGCCUGUGGCAGUCAAACGAAGUAGACCUAAGGAGGAGUCUACAACAGAACCAGCUGGAAAAAGGGCGGACACAAAAAGCACGCCCCAGCAAGAAGAAACGUUGGCGAAACGACGGCAGCGGUAAGCCCGUUCAGGAGAGGUGGGUCGAGAUCGAGUCAAAACUCUCUGAACGGGUGGGCGACUACCUGUUUGAAAAUCCGGACAACCCUAUUCCAGGAUUUGACUCCAGUGAGUCCCUGAGGGGUUGCCGGAUUUUCAAAUGUAGAGAUGAGUUCUCUAGGGAAUUCCUCGGCAAGUGCGUAGCCGAGCUCGGCAACGCCUGGGAGGGUUUGAAGUUCAAACUAAUCCCUGCCGAGGAGGUACCUAGGAAACCCAGGGCCCGCAUUUGGCUGCCGAAGAUGGCUAUGGAUAGCGACAAGUUGAUCCGCUUCCUGCAACGGCAGAAUCCAGAAAUACCCAUGAGUGACUGGGUAGUCAUUCGUGCAGAAAAGCCUCUAGAGGGCGCGCAGAGUUCUUCGUACCUUCUGAGGCUUAACGAAGAAAGUAUUGGGCCAUUGCAAAAAAUGGACAACAAGCUGCUCUUCGGGGUGAGAACAGCGAAACUAAAAAUAUUCCGCUCCAAUGAGCCGAUUCCAGAGGCUGAUAUCGAGGAUGCCAACCAGAUGUUGGGCGAUAUGAACCUCAAGGUUACCGCGGACGAAGAGGUCGCUGAAGAUGCCAACCAGGUGCUGGCAGGCACAGGGCCAGUUAACAAUGCCGAGAAAGUCGAUGAAGGUGGUCCAGGCAAAUCUUAGGCACUCUAAGGCUGCCUCGGACAAGCUCCUGGUCUUCCUAAG
Molecule: messenger RNA, 1204 nt
Organism: Rhagoletis zephyria (snowberry fruit fly)
Lineage: Eukaryota; Metazoa; Arthropoda; Insecta; Diptera; Tephritidae
Source: RefSeq, a predicted model, not a curated record